Mycena indigotica is the source of this 888-nucleotide messenger RNA. RefSeq lists its product as uncharacterized. The record is from RefSeq and is a predicted model, not a curated record. NCBI's taxonomy places the organism in Eukaryota, Fungi, Basidiomycota, Agaricomycetes, Agaricales, Mycenaceae. The transcript has 5 exons. The coding region runs from base 1 to 888 and encodes 295 amino acids.
AUGCCAAUUAGUCUUGGAACACCCAUUAACGACCCCGGAGACCUUCUCGGAGCGAUAGUCUGGUGCGAACAAAGCCAACAAAAUCUUUGGCCCUUCCUUGUCGUCUGGAUGGAGUUUUUCAAUGACCACACCGUCCUGCUAUCGCUUGCACGAUUGAAACCGGCCGCAUCUGACACUUUCCCUUGGUCGCAUAUUUCCAACCAGCCUUCGAUGAUAUGGAGACACCGUGAUGUUUCGAUCUGGAUCGACAAGCCGCUCGUCGUCCAAGUUGUGUACGGAGAUGCGAAGCGAAUGCAUGUUGAUAGUGAUCCAUCCUUCUCUACACCCGACGUGCGCUGGUAUAAUCUUAAUGCCUACUGGUGUAGGACUCGGACUAGGCGAGAACAGUACCUGCCCUUUUACACCACUCCAUCGAUGUCUUCCCCCAUGUACCACAACAACACAAUGAAUCAUAUGUCCCCUUUGCAACGCAGUAUCUUAUCGAUAUCAACCCGUCAUGGUGCUUUGCCACAUUUCAACAUUGGCACCUACUGGCAGCAGCGAGAUGAUCCGACUAAUUCUCAACCUCAAUCGUCCCCCGGGCCAUUGCAGAUUUCGACGACCGCUGCAGGCUUCGAGGUCCAAAUGAGCUAUGCCCACGAUAAGUCUUCUGUUGCCAUUGCUACAGACCAUCCUGUAGCGAUCACCAAAGCCCGCCAGCAUCAGCAUGGACGACAUUCCACUGUAACUUCAUACACCAACAGCACUGGCAGCUCUAUCGACCCGCGCAUCAUGAGAGUGUAUCGACAUCCAAAUAUUGCCGGAGUGUUGUGGGAUGCAGAUGUCGGGCUCAUCUCCCUUGCCCCUGGGACUCAUCCUCCAAGAAUUGUGAUUACUCAGUACCCCUAG